AGGAGGGGGCUGGCGGCGGCGAGGGAGAGCGCCAUGAGGCAGGCCGGCCGGCGGCGAGCGGGAGCGGGGCGGAGGAGUGAGUAGUGGAGGCGCCGGGCUCGCGCCGCGCUCGCUUUCAGCACCGCGCGCCGAGAACAGUUCCCGGCCGCCCGCCGCGCCGCCCGCGCCGCCGCCGCCGCCGCCGCCCCCGACCUUACCUGCAACCUUCGGGCCGCCCAGCGCCCCCCGGCACGCCGCCGCCGCCCCGCUCCGGGGCGUGCAAGUCCUCCGCGGGGAAAGCAGCCGGCGGCCUCUGGGAGCCCUGAGGACGCCCCAGCAGAAUGUACCAGGGACACAUGCAGAAAAGUAAAGAAAAAGGAUAUGGAAAACUAAGCAGUGAUGAAGACCUCGAAAUAAUUGUUGAUCAGAAACAGGGAAAAGGCUCUAGGGCGGCAGAUAAGGCUGUUGCCAUGGUGAUGAAGGAGAUACCGAGGGCGGAGUCUGCCGAGGAAAAGCCCCUCCUUACUAUGACAUCACAGCUGGUGAAUGAGCAGCAGGAAAGCAGGCCCCUUCUGAGCCCCUCCAUCGACGACUUUCUCUGUGAAGCCAAGACUGAGGCAGCAGCACGGCCAGUAACGUCCAACACAGCCGUAUUGACCACAGGCUUAGAUCUCCUGGACCUGAGUGAACCUGUCUCUCAAACCCAAACCAAAGCCAAGAAGUUGGAGUCCUCAUCGAAAACCUCAUCCCUCAAGAAAAAGGCUGAUGGAUCCGACCUCAUCAGCGCAGAGGCUGAGCAGAGAGCCCAGCCUCUUCGAGGCCCGGACACAGCAUCACUGGAUUUAGACAUUCAAACCCAGCUGGAAAAAUGGGAUGAUGUUAAGUUCCAUGGAGAUCGAAAUAGCAAAGGGCAUCCAUUGGCAGAAAGAAAAUCAUGCUCAUCUCGAGCUGGAUCGAAAGAGCUCUUAUGGUCCUCUGAGCAUCGGUCUCAACCAGAACUAAGCAGUGGAAAAAGCGCCCUCAAUUCUGAGUCAGCCUCAGAGUUAGAACUAGUGCCCCCCACACAGGCUCGACUGACCAAAGAACAACGCUGGGGAAGUGCAUUGCUCUCCAGAAACCACUCCUUAGAAGAGGAGUUUGAAAGGGCCAAAGCAGCUGUGGAGUCAGAUACAGAGUUUUGGGAUAAGAUGCAAGCGGAAUGGGAAGAAAUGGCCCGGAGAAACUGGAUCUCUGAGAACCAAGAAGCCCAGACCCAGGUUACCAUCUCAGCCAGCGAGAAGGGCUACUACUUUCACACUGAAAACCCCUUCAAGGACUGGCCGGGGGCGUUUGAAGAAGGCUUGAAGCGGCUGAAGGAAGGGGACCUUCCAGUCACCAUCCUGUUCAUGGAAGCAGCGAUUCUGCAGGACCCUGGGGAUGCAGAGGCUUGGCAGUUCCUCGGGAUAACCCAGGCAGAGAAUGAAAAUGAACAGGCUGCCAUUGUCGCCCUCCAGAGAUGCCUAGAAUUACAGCCCAACAACUUGAAAGCAUUGAUGGCCUUGGCGGUGAGUUACACCAAUACCGGCCAUCAGCAGGAUGCCUGUGACGCGCUGAAGAACUGGAUUAAGCAAAAUCCAAAAUACAAAUAUCUUGUGAAGAGCAAGAAGGGAUCUCCAGGGCUUACCCGGCGGAUGUCUAAGUCUCCAGUUGAUAGCUCUGUUCUGGAAGGAGUGAAGGAAUUAUAUCUGGAAGCCGCCCACCAAAAUGGAGACAUGAUCGACCCAGACCUACAAACAGGGCUGGGGGUCCUGUUUCACCUGAGUGGAGAAUUUAAUAGAGCAAUAGACGCCUUUAACGCUGCCUUAACUGUUCGGCCAGAGGACUACUCCUUAUGGAACCGUCUGGGGGCCACCUUGGCGAACGGAGACCGCAGCGAGGAGGCGGUGGAGGCCUACACGCGCGCGCUGGAGAUCCAGCCCGGCUUCAUCCGCUCCAGAUACAACCUGGGGAUCAGCUGCAUCAACCUGGGCGCCUACAGAGAAGCUGUCAGCAAUUUUCUCACUGCCCUCAGUCUGCAAAGGAAGAGCAGGAAUCAACAGCAAGUUCCUCAUCCUGCAAUCUCUGGAAACAUCUGGGCUGCCCUCAGAAUUGCGCUUUCUCUGAUGGACCAACCGGAACUCUUCCAGGCGGCUAAUCUUGGUGACCUGGAUGUCCUCCUAAGAGCUUUCAAUUUGGAUCCUUGAAGGAAAAAGAAAAAGCUACUUCGCCCAUGUAAUUGUAUUGGAAAAACUGCAACGUUAUUUUAUUAUGAAUUUCCAAAAGUACCAAGGAAAUGUUCAAAAGGCCCUGGUUGAUCUGACCUGUCCAGUCUCUGUUCUAUUCCAAAAGCACAAAACAUUGUAUAUAGAGUCAAAGGGAGGCUUGAAAGAAGACUUUAGAGACUCAGGACAAGCCAAGAGAAAGUAACUGUGUCCUUUGGGGGUUUGCUCCCAUUUGCAGCUGAUGAUGCAUUGAAAGCAUUUGCUCUUGGGCCACCUGGAGAAUGCACUGCCUCAGAUCACAGGAUUCUGAUUUUCAGAACUGUCGACUGAAAUUUCCCCUUUUGUCAGGUUGAACAUAGUUUGGGCCAAGGCGCAUGCACAUAUAUUAACUCUUGACUAAAGAGAGGCAUUGCUUAAACCUGUUCCAAUUUUAACUUUUCCUGUAGCCCUUUGAUUCCAGAGAGGAAGCUUUGCUGGCAAAAGCAGUUUUUGCACUAGACAUUUUUGCUGUUCCCAAUCAGAAGUUUUCUGGGACUGUAUAUAUGCACUUUAAUAUCUUAUUUUAGCCUUGCUGGAGUUUUGUUUUGUUGCUCCACUUUUUAACUUGGGUGUGAAAGAUUUGAGAACCCGGCCUUGUUAGAUCAACGGACCAAAUAAAAAUGCCUGAAAAUAGUUUUUCAUAGCGUAGGGUUUUGGAGGAGUGUUUUUUUUAAUGCUGAUUAUAAUUUAGGGUGUAACUAUGUCAAACACGGAUAUUACACACUUUCUGAGAUUGUAUGAACACAAGCAAGAGAUAUGUUCUCUUCAUGCAGUCUCUGCAGGGAGAAAGUUUGAUGGUAUCAUGAUUCCAAGGAAGUUAGCAUUAACUUGCUUAAAGUAUGUUUGACUGGCUUUCUAACUGUCCUGCACAUUGGUAUUCCUUUUAAACUUAAUAUUUUAGAUAGUAUUUCUUAAGAAGGAUUUAAAGAAAAUCAUUUUUUUCCUAUAAAGUUAUGUGGGUUUUUUUAAAGCUCCCUGAUAAUUGUCACUGCUCACCCUUUUGAAUUCUAAGUGAUGGAAGAAUAUUUUCUAGCUGACUCUUACUGAAUGUCACUGGUUUAAUGUGAAAGGGGCAGGGCCCUUUGGCUCUCCUUUGCACAUUUACCAAGCAUUAGGACUCUUCACUGACAGUGCUUUAUCUCAUUAGUUAUAGUCCACUCAGUUCUCCAGAGUGUUUUGUGCCUGCCGGUGCUUGGUGAUUGUUUCAAAAGACAUCCUUUUAAAAGAAAUGGAAAUUUUGUUUGCAAAAUGCUAACCAAAAUAUAAUUUCACCAAUGUCUGGAUCUGUUGGUUUCCAUCAUUAUCUCCUUUGUUUUUCCAGAAUCUUCCCCGAGGCCAUGAGAUCUCAACUUUUUCUUCAUGUUCUUUUGUUGGAAAUAGCUGGUUAUGUGAGGAUGCUAGCUUCCAAACAAUACAGCAUUUGGCAGUUUAGUUGGCCCAGAAGCUAACAUCCAUGGAGGUAAUAGGGGUUGAACACUCAUAGUAAAACACAGAACCCUACCUAGUAGUAGGUAUAAAUCCUUUCCUUUAUUACCUUCAAGUCUCUGGAAUAGAAAGAGGCUUCGAGGGCCAAAAAGAUAGUUCAGUGGGCUGAGCACAUGCUCCACAUGUAGGAGACUCAGGUUGGAUCCUUAGCAUGACAUGGUCCCCCUAGAACUGCUGGGUAUAGCACCAAACCAAACAAUAAAAAAGGGGGCCUCAAGUAAACAUAAAAACAGAACUCUGGGGGUUAGGGAAAUUUUUAUUAACUGUUCUAGUUUAUAAAGAGAAAGAGUUGAGGGUGUAUGAUUGUGCCAGUCUCACCAGGAUAGGGUGAUGCUUCCUGCUGGACAUCAGAGAGCAGAGAUACUAAAGCUUUUCCACUCACCCUUGGGCACCAGUGAGAACCCACACUUGGAUUAGUCCCCUGAAGUUUCAGAGGCUAAGUUCAAAAUUGAUCUGUAUUUUCUUGAAUAAUAUUGUUUGCAAUUUUAGACUCCUAGGAAGGACUCUUCAUGGCAAGCCUCCAGUUUCUGGGCAGCUGCCACUGAGUACUCCUGUUACAGUAGCUUUCAUUUUCUGUAUGUUCCUGUACCGUCACUACUGGCCAGCUGUCUUGAACCCGUUCAGAACCUCUGAAUAGAGGAUUCACAGCUAACCUACCUGGUGUUUUGCUUAUGGUGCCAUUCCAUACUUGGAGCCAUUGUGAUUUCCCGAUUAUGAACAGACUUAUUCUCUGCGCUUUACUGGCACUACUUACAUGUGAUCAUGAAAUCAGUAGCAACUAAAGCCGGACAGUAAAGUAAAUGGUUUAAUGUAGUUGUUGUUGUAGGUGGCAAACUUCAUGGCCCAAGUUUUAUGCUGUUAUUGAAAUAAAAAAUAAUAUCAAAUUCCAAUAGACUCCCUUAGGCAAAAGUAGAGUUUUCCAUUGCCACCGUGAUCUGGUGAUUAGCAGAGCAUUUGGCAGGCCUUCCUCCAGUUAUCUAGUGCUCAUCAGAACCAAGACUUGCACUGACUGUUCCCUGUCAGAAAGUAUAGGAUUAAUAAUGCCCAAGACAUUUUUCAGUAUUUUAAUAAAAUUCAGUAAAAACAGUUACAAAAGAAAAUAUAGUUCGUAAAAACAAGAACAUCACCAAAACCUAAAUGCAAGACUUCAGAACUCUGCUUUCUGUAUUCACCUUUUCUUUAAGUCUAUGCACAUGCUUUAAAGCAGAAGUGGUUCAGCAUCUUCCCCUCACUGUGUGAAAUUGUCUCUUAUGAGUUACUCUUUCCAUUUCAUAAGGACAUCACUUAAAGGUGCCCUUCAUUCCUUCUAAAUUGCUCUGAAAAGAUUUUGAGAUUCUUUUUCUUUGUAACACUCUAAUAGUAUUAUUUAACCACUUAGAUUCAUAGAUAUGCUUUUGAGACCUGGUUUCACCAAAAAGUAGAUAAAAAUAUAGAGAAAAAUCACUGACCAUUGCUGAAUUUCAAAACACGUGAGAACUCUUCUCUAAUGAUCAUUUUUAUAAGCAGCUACCAAAUGCAUGAGAAGGGAAUGGAGGAAAUGGGAAGAGAUGGGGGAGCAGUACAACGUCUCCUACUGAAUCAGUCACAUUGAUUCAUUCAUUUCCUUUGUCGCUCCCAAGAUCACUUCCUAUACCUCCAGGAAGAAAGGCAGAUCUUGUCUACCAAGAAACUUCAGUUAAAAACCAUGAGCUGUGAUUCUUAGUCCAGUUGUCUUUCAACUAGAUUGGAAAAUGAGUCAAGAAGAUGAGUGACACUUCACUGGACUGGAAUGUCCGGAACACUCUAGACUUCAGAGUUUUAUGCCAUUCUUUACUUUUCAAAAGACCUACUAUGUUGAAUCUUGGGGCCAUGUUUAGAUAGUUAAACUGCGUCUUUCUGAUAUAUUCUUGAUAUACAAGCAAUACUUGAACCCAGUUGUACUCAAUCCCACUUACAACAGGAGCUCCCAAACUCUGGGGUAUCAUAAAUUCUGUCUGUGAGCACCUUGGGAGUAUAAACAGAGAAAGAUGGUUAUUUUGUAUGCCAUCUUCAUUACCAACAUAAAAUUCAACUCCACAAGUCUAGGCUAUAUUUUAAAUUCAUUGUUUUUCCAUUGCUUUCGACCUUGAAACAAUUCUAAAAGCAUUCUAGAAAAAAGAUAAGGUAUUCUUUUAUUUACUUAUUUAUUUUUAUUAAGUCAAUGUGAGAUACACAGUUACAAUGUUGGUCAUGACUGAGUUUCAAUCCUAAAAUGUUCCAACACCCCUCCCCAGAUAAUGGUAUUCUGAAGGCUUCACUUGCGUGCCAUCAUUUUGAGGUCUACCAUUUGGGAAAUUACCACACAUAAGUUCAGCCUCUAAAAUAAUUCCAAAUCCAUUCCCUCUCCAUGCUUUGUUGAAGUUUCCCUGUCAUCUCAGUAUUUCUAGAACUGGUUGAAUUAAACUGUUUUGAACUUAGUAGAUAUAUAUAUAAAUAUAUAUUUUUGAAGAGGUUCGCAGAUUAACUCUGGUAUCAGGUUUAUGAAAAGGAAGUUUUUUAAAAGCAAAACAUAUAACCUCAGGUACAAAUAUAUCGCAUGCAUUAGUACUUGCAAAUCUGCCUAUUCAAAUAUUAACCAAAGCAUGCAAGUUAACUUUACUGAAUGUAAAUUUAUCCAGUGCAUGAUUAAGUGUCAUAGGUUAGCAUAUUUUCCCUUGCUCCUGGACAAGGAAGCAUUUUCAUGAACUUUGUGUUACAGUUUUUUUAUUUGCUUUUAAUAUCCCAUCCUUGAGAUUGUUUUUAUGUGAUGGUACUGAACCUUACAGAUAUUCACACAUCUGGUUUCUGCAGUGUUGCAACGUCAAACGAAUCCUCUGAGGAAUCCAGGUAGUUAAGCCCUCCAAAUGAUUUUUUUAACCAAUCAAGGUACAAUAGAUCCAAAAUUGAAACACAAAAUCCAUAUAUCUUAAAAAAUUGUCUUGAUGUGUUAAAAUCUAAACAAAGUACCUGAGCAGUUUGGAGUUCUAAAUUCUUCAGUGUGCAUUUGAAAAUUCUCAUAAAAUCAUAGGAUUAUGUGCAAACUAGAUACAGCCAUCCUAAAAAUGGUGGGUAAGUUCAGAUAACAUCAGGCACCUGAGAACCAUGAUAAAUAAUGCAAAGUUGACAUGGAGCCCUAAUUUCCACAAAUGUUGAGUAGCCAGUGUGGGAGCCAGCACCCAUGGCAUGGCUUUAUUCAAUUAAUAGGUGAGUUACUUGGCCCCAUGCCCCUUGGGCAUCUAAAAACACCAACAUUCAGGAGUGCAGAGGAGACGUCACAAUCACUCUAAAUGGCUCUGACGUCCUCUCCUGGCCUAUUGGUCUAACCCCCUUCUUAACUUUAUGGAAAAACAAGGCCAAGGAGUUUAGAAAUGGAGGGAAUAAGGCUCAGUAAGAACCCCAAAAAGUAGGGGGAGCUGUCUUACAUUCGUAAGACCUUCCUUCCCACUUGACACACCUUUCCACCCCCACCCACAAACACAGGCAUUUAAAGACAGAAUACCGGCCAAGAUGAGGCUCACUGGCAAAUAUGCUUGCCUGGCAAAUGCAAGGUCAUGAGUUCAAACUCUAGUGCCGUUGUCAACACUGGUAGGGUUCUCAUAAGCACACUAUUAGGGUUCCCUGGUGAAAGGGGUCCCAGAAGGUAGCUCUGCAACUUACAAAUUGUCCAAGGUAAAGGUGACGUUCUGAGCUAAAGCCCAGAUCCACCUCUGUGCUGAGGUGAUUUUGAAUUUGCUACAGUCUGUGGUCAUCAGAGAGAAAAAGUCAAAUAUAGCAUUUCCCAAAUAUAUUCAAUAGUUAAAAGGAUACAGACAGAGAGAGAGAGAAAGAGAGGAAAGGGGGGGGGGAAGUUCAGAAAACUUAACGUUUGAGUUUUAACAAACUCUCAUGUGGCGAUUUGCCUCAAAGAAAGUUCCCACUACCUGCAACCUCUGCAGAAAUACCAAAACAACAGUCUAGAAACAAGUGCCCCAGCCUCAGCUCUGGUUUCUCAGGAUCUUCUUCACUAGAGAAAUUAACUUACAGUGUUUGCAGAGGACAGCAAAAUACUGGCAGACCCUGUGGAACACUUUCAGAAAACUGCAAGCAAAAUGAUAUUGAAAAACCAUAAGGCAGUUCUGUUCUCAAUAGGAAAAUGUGUGUCAGAUUUUCUUCUUUCCUUUAAAUUUCUUGGAAAAUGACAUGGUACGAACUACACAGAGAAUGAAUAUGAGAGAGACACGAUCAGUGAGGUAGUUGGCAUUUUUCACUGGCAUCUAUGAAAUGCUUGCAUAGGUACACAGGAUUGUGCCAUGAAAGAAAUGUGUUCAUCAUUUAAUUUGUCACCUGUAGUUAGGGGAAAUAGAAGAAACCUAAAUUUUUACCAACUUCCUUUCAAUUUCCACUCACUUAGCAUCUAACCCAAAUCCUCUUCAACUUCCAUUGCCCAAAUUUGUUUAUAUUGGUUGGGAAAGAAAAGAUUAAUUUAGUAAACUUUUUACAAACUAUAACAAGCAUUUAUUAACUAUUUAGAAGAGACAUUUCUAUAUAUUUUAUAUAUCUACAAAUAUUGCAUAUCUAGCCUACUCAAAAACUACUCUUUUGAGACAAAUUCUUCUGUGAUGCUUCCUGAUCAUGCUCAAUACUAUUUCAAAUCUUGGGAUUUCAUUUUCAAGCUGACAUAGGUAACAGAAAAAAAACUUAACUUGAAAUGUUUACACUGAGUUUCUGAAUUAAAAUGAACCCAAAUUAAGUGAACUAUAGUAAAUUAAUGGCAGGGGGGUGGGGAGAAGUUAUUGGCAUACUAACAUGAUACUAUAUCUGUGUAUUUAGUGAAAUAUUAUGUAUCAUAGCACAACUCUGUUGGGUAGUAAGGCUUCAUCUUAGAAUUUCCCUGCAUUUCUCUUUAAAAUAAAUUAUUACCAUAAAAAAUAACCUCUUAUCAUAUGGAUGUGUUUAAUUUACUGUUGGCUUAUCAUUUGCAAAGUACCAAGAUUAAGGUAGUAUUUUUGUACUAUUAUUGGAAGCAUGCCUUCCCUUUUUCACAUUAUUAAAUUGUAUUUAUAUUUGUGUAAUUUUAAACUAUGUUUUCAAAUAAACUUUGUCUGUGGCUUCAAGGUCUUUUGGGGAAUCUUUCAAAAUGGUAUUUGCUGAACAGAAAUGCUUUCAAUCUAACAGAAUCCAAUUUAUACUACUGACGAAAGGGUCCUUUUAUUGAAUAUCACUACAUAUGAUUAUGCAUGAGUUAUCUGGAUAUCAGGAAUGCAUUUUUAGAUAUAAAAAACAAAACUUUAACACCUUCCUUUGUUAAUUUUUAAGACUAAAAUAUUUAACCUGAAAUUGAAUUUUGUGAUUUUUUUAGAAUAAAAUUAUUAAAAUUCA
Molecule: messenger RNA, 9098 nt
Organism: Sorex araneus (European shrew)
Lineage: Eukaryota; Metazoa; Chordata; Mammalia; Eulipotyphla; Soricidae
Gene: PEX5L
Product: peroxisomal biogenesis factor 5 like
Exons: 15
Coding region: 321-2201 (626 amino acids)
Biological process (GO): protein import into peroxisome matrix, docking
Cellular component (GO): cytosol; peroxisomal membrane
Molecular function (GO): protein binding
Source: RefSeq, a predicted model, not a curated record